Peronospora matthiolae is the source of this 1293-nucleotide messenger RNA. Lineage: Eukaryota; Oomycota; Peronosporomycetes; Peronosporales; Peronosporaceae. The record is from the annotation of a GenBank genome assembly.
AUGCGAUGCGCGAGCAAGGCCGCCGAGAGCGCGUCUGCACGUCUCUGUGCGGACGCCGAAGCAGAAACUACAGCAACUGAUGUCCCAUCGGUUGCUGAAUCGACUCAGCCUGUAUCACCUGGUGAUGCAGGCGCUGGUCAUGAAGACACUCGUGUCUUCACAGAGUACGAGCUCGGUGUCUCGUACUCUCCUGAUACGGAUGACGGAUCCGUAUCGACGGCAAUUGAAUCCAAGCCGCCUGCCAAGCGUGGCAUGGACGAUGCUUUGCGUCGCAGCAUCUUUGGUUCAUCUGAUGAGUCAGAUGAACCAUCGCCGAAGCGAAGGCGCUCGAGGUCGCGAGACUCGGGCGCUAAUAGUGGUGUCGGUUCUCCUAUGGACACCACUUCACAGCGAGGUGCCAGUACUUCUGUCGGCACGUCGCAGGAAGAGCGGGACCGCAAUGUGUUGCGUCUCGCUCCAGAAAAGAAGGCAUGGAUGCCUCCUAAAUCUGUCAUGGAUCACUUGUCGGCGACGACGAGUGAUCGUUAUCGAACACGAUUGUUCGAUUCGUCGAGGAUUCAUCACCUUGACCCCAGCGCGAAAGACUAUCGCGCUGAACAUGAGUUCUUCAUCGAUGCUUUCUUCAGACAUCGAUGGUACAGUGGGAAUCACAAACGUGAUGGUCCCUCACUACUUCAGGCGUGGAACGCCUACAUCCAUAAUCUCGAGGAUGUAGGUCGUGACGCUUGGAACGACAAACUUAUCAAAGCUCGUGAUAAGUUUGAAAAGCGAACCCCGACAGGUGCACGCUACAAGCUGCAUCGUCUGUCAAGGGAGAAAGGAUUACCCUGCCUCUCUUGGGGAGACUCGUGCCCAUGUUGUGUGAACAACUCUGCACGAGCACCUAAGGAGGCUUACCUCCUUACCAGCCCGUGGUGGCGCGUACGUGUCUCUACUGAGAUGUACGAAGGGAUUGACAACCUGAAAUCCCUUUACGACCGUGCCGGGAAGACUUUCUCCGGCGGUCCUUCUGCGGCACAGGAUGUGUCGCGUCGUACUGCUCGACCAGACCCAGUACGUCAACCAUCAAUUGGGAGCGGGGCUCCCAAGAAUCCCAGGACGGGGGAUAGCCGCGCCACCGGACGAGAUAACUCGUCCGACGUCCGUUCACGUCGCGGUGGUUCAACAGCUGCUCAACUAGAUAGCGCUGGCCACCGCGAGAGUCCUCUAAUGGAGGUGGAGGAGGAGGAAAGACGCUCUCCACACGAUCAUGUGGAUCGGUGUGUUCCCGAGAGCUUCUUUUUGAUCGCGUAA